This is a messenger RNA of Lycium ferocissimum, 699 nucleotides long. RefSeq lists its product as uncharacterized. The record is from RefSeq and is a predicted model, not a curated record. The transcript has a single exon. Bases 1 to 699 code for a protein of 232 amino acids. Lineage: Eukaryota; Viridiplantae; Streptophyta; Magnoliopsida; Solanales; Solanaceae.
AUGUUCUUCUAUUUAACUACUUUAAGCCUUCAAAAGUUUAUUAAAGAGGUCGUUCCGGUUCUGCCGGAAUCAACACCUGAGAAUGAACGUUUUGUUGUAACUGAGGCUUGGAAGCACUCAGAUUUUCUGUGCAAGAAUUAUAUUCUUAGCGGACUAGAGGAUGAUCUUUACAACGUCUAUAGUAAUGUGGAAACUUUAAAAGAACUACGGGAUGCGUUGGAAAAUAAAUAUAAAACUGAGGAUGCCGGACUGAAGAAUUUUAUCGCUACCAAGUUUCUGGACUACAAAAUGGUAGACGACAAGUCUGUUGUUACUCAAGUCCAAGAGUUGCAAGUUAUCAUCCAUGAUCUGCUCGCUGAAGGUAUAAGUCUAAUUAAUACUUUUGUCGAAAGUAUUCAGUGUGCCAUUACUUACAUAUUGUUUGAUGUAGGUUUGGUGAUUAGUGGGGCGUUUCAAGUUGCGGCAGUGAUAGAGAAGUUGCCUCCUUCAUGGAAGGACUUCAAAAAUUUCUUGAAACACAAGCGAAAGGAGAUGACACUGGAAGAUCUCAUCGUCCGGUUGAGAAUCGAGGAAGAUAACAAGGCAGCGAAGAAGAAGGCUAAUGGGAGAUCAACCAUAAGGGGAGCACAUAUUGUUGAAACUGCCCCCAACGAAUCUGAAAAAGAGGAAAAAGGCAUCAAGACCAAGGAAUUAUCCUAA